Messenger RNA from Uranotaenia lowii, 1399 nucleotides. It is a transcript of the gene meigo, whose product is annotated as solute carrier family 35 member B1 homolog. The record is from RefSeq and is a predicted model, not a curated record. Gene Ontology annotation, biological process: UDP-galactose transmembrane transport. The transcript has 3 exons. Gene Ontology annotation, molecular function: UDP-galactose transmembrane transporter activity; UDP-glucose transmembrane transporter activity. NCBI's taxonomy places the organism in Eukaryota, Metazoa, Arthropoda, Insecta, Diptera, Culicidae. Gene Ontology annotation, cellular component: endoplasmic reticulum membrane; Golgi membrane. Bases 225 to 1235 code for a protein of 336 amino acids.
AGCUUUGCACGCCCGUGUGUCAAAACAACCAAAAGCUUGACGUGUUCUUUAUAAACUGCUUGGCCGCUACAAUGGAUUGAGUCCAAAUCACUGCUUUUAGAGUGACUAUCGUGCGAAUGCGUUGAAUUCUGCUCAAGUUUAAAACAUAAUAAGUGAAAAAAUUGUGACGCGUGUCACAGCCCAACUUUGCGUGGUCAUUGAGGAAUCGAAUCAAUAAGAUCAGGAUGUCCGACAAACAGAAAGUGCUGAUAGCCGCCGUAGGCAUAUUCGUGUGUUACUUCUACUUCGGGAUCAUUCAGGAGAAGAUCACUCGUGGCAGGUAUGGGUCAGAACUCCAGGAAGAUGGAACCCGUGGGGAGCGAUUCACAUUCACUCUGGCACUCGUAGGGGUGCAAUGCAUAUGCAAUUGGAUAUUCGCCAAGGGUAUGCUGAUAGUGUAUCCGCAGUCUCAGGAUUCUACACCAAAGGUGUACUACGCUAGCAGCUCCUUGACUUAUCUAUUGGCGAUGAUCAGCUCCAAUAUGGCUCUACGUUGGGUUGCUUACCCGAUGCAAGUUGUAGCUAAAUCGGCCAAACCGAUCCCGGUUAUGCUGCUUGGUGUGCUUUUCGGACGAAAGUCAUACGCGUUGCAAAAGUACUUUUUUGUAUUGUUGAUUGUCAUUGGCGUUGUGUUAUUUAUGUUCAAGGAAGGAAAGACUAGCAGCAGCCCGCUGGAACAGGAAGGGCUUGGUCAAUUGUUGUUACUCAUGAGCCUAACCAUGGACGGUUUAACGGGAGCGGUUCAAGAACGAAUGCGGCAACAUAGCUCUCCCUCAGCGCAGCACAUGAUGUUGUCCAUGAACGGCUGGAGUACGGUAUUCCUGUUCUUUCCUCUGCUUCUUUCUGGAGAGGGUUUCGAAUUUAUCGCAUUUGCAUCCAAGUACCCUCAGAUGCUAGGCCAUUUGGCAACACUAUCGUUAGCCGGUGCCCUUGGACAGUUGUUCAUCUUCAUGAUGGUAUCGUCGUACGGAGCCCUGGCAUGUUCGGUUGUAACAACUACGAGAAAAUUCUUCACCGUGCUGUGCUCGGUAGUUCUUUUUGGAAAUUCACUCAGCAGCCGACAGUGGCUCGGUGCCGUGCUAGUUUUUGCUGGUCUAUUUGCGGACAUGUUUUACGGAAAGAAGGGACCAGCGGCUUCGACCAAAACUCCUUCGAAGCCCAAAACCAAAAGUGAGACUGAAGAAUUGCUAAAAUAGGAAAUCGCAUCUAGGCCGCCGGGAUCUAAUCAAUUGUCUAUUGGAUGUAACUUCGCACAAACUGUAGAAUCUACUGUCGUAAAUGUGCAACCAGUGUUGAACUGUUAAUUGUGAGGAAUAUUUUAGUUUAAGAAAUAUAGAUCAAUUAUUUCUAAUCAAAAUCA